CUGGGCCUCGCCGCGCCGCUGUGGCUCCUCCUCCCUCCUUCCGUCCUCGGCUCCUUCCGUCUGUUGUUCCUUCCUUCCUUCCUGCUUCGCCCGCACGUUUCACGGUAUGGGUUAGCGCCUCCGAUCCGCCAGCACCACCUGAGGAUCCCGGAAGCCGUCCUCGCGAUGGAAGAGGACCAGGAGUUGGAGAGAAAAAUAUCUGGAUUGAAGACCUCAAUGGCUGAAGGCGAGAGGAAGACAGCCCUGGAAAUGGUCCAGGCAGCUGGAACAGAUAGACACUGUGUGACAUUUGUAUUGCACGAGGAGGACCAUACCCUAGGAAAUUCUCUCCGUUACAUGAUCAUGAAGAACCCGGAAGUGGAAUUUUGUGGUUACACUACAACCCAUCCUUCAGAGAGCAAAAUUAAUUUACGCAUUCAGACUCGAGGUGCUCUUCCAGCUGUUGAGCCAUUUCAGAGAGGCUUGAAUGAGCUCAUGAAUGUCUGCCAACAUGUGCUGGACAAGUUUGAGGCCAGCAUAAAGGAAUAUAAGGAUCAAAAAGCAAGCAGAAAUGAAUCCACAUUCUAGUCUCUUAUGCACUAUACGGGGAGGACAUCCUCUAGGAUAUUCUCUUCGUGAUCUUGCAAAACCCAGAAGUAGAAGUUUGCAAUCACAACACGAUCUGUCCUUCAGAAAGGCGUGCUUCUAGCUAUGACCCAUUACAGCUGUUGGAAUCCCCGCAAGAACCUUUGUACUUAUCUAAUAAAUUCCCUCUUUUAUUUAAAC
This is a messenger RNA of Enhydra lutris kenyoni (northern sea otter), 765 nucleotides long. RefSeq names its product RNA polymerase I subunit D (gene POLR1D). The record is from RefSeq and is a predicted model, not a curated record. The transcript is spliced from 2 exons. NCBI's taxonomy places the organism in Eukaryota, Metazoa, Chordata, Mammalia, Carnivora, Mustelidae. Gene Ontology annotation, biological process: DNA-templated transcription. Bases 166 to 567 code for a protein of 133 amino acids. Gene Ontology annotation, cellular component: RNA polymerase III complex; RNA polymerase I complex. Gene Ontology annotation, molecular function: DNA-directed RNA polymerase activity; DNA binding; protein dimerization activity.